GGGGCCGCGGCCGCCGACCUUCUGCUCGGGCUGCGGCCGCCUCGCCGCGCCGCGCCCCGCGCCUGCGCCUCCCGGGGCGGGGAGGGGGCUGCGCGCCCCCCGCAGGUCCCCGCGAUCCCUAGCGCGCUCGCUCAGGGGGCGACGGGGACUCCAGGGUCCCCUGCCCCGCGCCUUCCUCUUUCUUUGGGCCAAAUUCCUGCAGCCCCAGCUUCUCCCCCUUCCCAUACUGUCAACGCUCUCGUGGCGCUGGGGGGGCUUCUCAGAUCGGCAGGAUGUACCCCCAAGGAAGGCACCCGACCCCGCUUCAGUCCGGCCAGCCCUUUAAGUUCUCGAUCUUGGAGAUCUGCGACCGCAUUAAAGAAGAAUUCCAGUUUCUUCAGGCUCAGUACCACAGUCUCAAGCUAGAAUGUGAGAAGCUGGCGAGUGAGAAAACGGAGAUGCAGAGACACUAUGUCAUGUACUAUGAGAUGUCCUACGGGCUCAACAUCGAAAUGCACAAGCAGGCUGAAAUUGUAAAACGACUCAGCGGGAUCUGUGCUCAAAUUAUCCCUUUCCUCACCCAGGAGCACCAGCAGCAGGUGCUCCAGGCGGUGGAGCGAGCCAAGCAAGUGACCGUGGGGGAGCUGAACAGCCUCAUUGGGCAGCAGCAGCUCCAGCCACUAUCACACCACGCCCCCCCUGUGCCCCUCACCCCUCGCCCGGCUGGGCUGGUGGGCAGCAGUGCCACCGGGCUGCUCGCCCUGUCUGGAGCACUGGCUGCGCAGGCCCAGCUAGCAGCAGCUUCAAAGGAGGAUCGCACAGGUGUAGAGGCCGAGGGGUCCAGAGGUGAGCUGAGCCUGAGCAGGAGUGCAUCCCCCUCGCCCCCUGAGAGUCUGGUGGAGGAGGAGCAGCGGCCCAGUGGCCCAGGAGGCAACGGGAAGCAGAGAGCAGAGGACAAGGAACUGUCAGGACCUUAUGAAAGUGACGAGGACAAGAGCGACUACAACCUGGUGGUGGAUGAGGACCAGCCCUCGGAGCCCCCAAGCCCGGCUCCCACACCCUGUGGAAAGACACCCAUCUGUGUCCCUGCCCGGAGGGAUGUCGUGGAUAGUCCAGCCUCCUUGGCUUCCAGCCUGGGUUCACCGCUCCCCAGAGGCAAGGAGCUUGUCCUGAACGACCUUCCUGCUGGCACUCCAGCCUCGAAGUCCUGUGACUCCUCCCCGCCCCAGGAUGCAUCCACCCCCGGGCCCAGUUCAGCCAGUCACCUGUGUCAGCUGGUGGCCAAGCCAGCGCCGUCCACGGACAGCAUCGCUCUGAGGAGCCCCCUGACUCUGUCCAGCCCCUUCACCACAUCCUUCAGCCUGGGCUCCCACAGCACCCUCAAUGGGGACCUCUCUAUGCCCAGCUCCUACGUCAGUCUCCACCUGUCCCCCCAGGUCAGCAGCUCUGUGGUGUAUGGACGCUCCCCCAUGAUAGCAUUUGAAUCCCACCCCCAUCUCCGAGGGUCGUCCAUCUCCUCCUCCCUGCCCAGCAUCCCCGGGGGAAAGCCGGCCUACUCCUUCCACGUGUCCGCCGAUGGCCAGAUGCAGCCGGUGCCCUUCCCCUCGGAUGCCCUGGUGGGCGCGGGCAUCCCGCGACACGCGCGGCAGGUGCACACGCUGGCGCACGGCGAGGUGGUCUGCGCCGUCACCAUCAGCGGCUCCACGCAGCACGUGUACACGGGCGGCAAGGGCUGCGUGAAGGUGUGGGACGUGGGCCAGCCCGGCACCAAGACGCCUGUGGCGCAGCUGGACUGCCUGAACCGGGACAACUACAUUCGCUCGUGCAAGCUGCUGCCGGAUGGCCGGAGUCUGAUCGUGGGUGGCGAGGCCAGCACGUUGUCCAUUUGGGACCUGGCAGCGCCCACUCCCCGCAUCAAGGCUGAGCUGACCUCCUCGGCUCCAGCCUGCUAUGCUCUGGCGGUCAGCCCCGACGCCAAGGUCUGCUUCUCCUGCUGCAGCGACGGCAACAUCGUGGUGUGGGACCUGCAGAACCAGACCAUGGUCAGGCAGUUCCAGGGCCACACGGAUGGGGCGAGUUGCAUCGACAUAUCUGACUAUGGCACUCGGCUGUGGACAGGGGGCCUGGACAACACCGUUCGCUGCUGGGACCUGCGGGAGGGCCGCCAGCUGCAGCAGCACGACUUCAGCUCCCAGAUUUUCUCCCUGGGCCACUGCCCCAACCAGGACUGGCUGGCUGUAGGCAUGGAGAGCAGCAACGUGGAGAUCCUGCACGUGCGCAAGCCGGAAAAGUACCAGCUGCACCUCCACGAAAGCUGUGUGCUCUCGCUCAAGUUCGCCUCCUGCGGGCGCUGGUUUGUGAGCACAGGCAAGGACAAUCUUCUCAACGCCUGGAGGACUCCAUAUGGGGCCAGCAUCUUCCAGUCCAAGGAGUCCUCCUCUGUUUUGAGCUGUGACAUCUCCAAGAAUAACAAAUACAUCGUGACAGGCUCCGGGGACAAGAAAGCCACAGUCUACGAGGUGGUCUACUGAGGCUGCCACCUCCUGUGCCCCUGUGUGGCCAUGUGGGAGUGGCUUUCAGGACAGACCUCCAGGUCCCCUCUCCGGCCCCUUCAGCUGUCAGGCUCCUUCAGUGCUGGGGGGGGGCUGCUGGGCAGGAGCCCGGGAAUAAACACUUGCCAC
Castor canadensis (American beaver) is the source of this 2660-nucleotide messenger RNA. Lineage: Eukaryota; Metazoa; Chordata; Mammalia; Rodentia; Castoridae. The record is from RefSeq and is a predicted model, not a curated record.